This is a messenger RNA of Daktulosphaira vitifoliae (grape phylloxera), 1807 nucleotides long. It is a transcript of the gene Rad17, whose product is annotated as cell cycle checkpoint protein RAD17. Bases 256 to 1683 code for a protein of 475 amino acids. Lineage: Eukaryota; Metazoa; Arthropoda; Insecta; Hemiptera; Phylloxeridae. The record is from RefSeq and is a predicted model, not a curated record. Gene Ontology annotation, biological process: DNA damage checkpoint signaling; mitotic DNA replication checkpoint signaling; DNA repair. The transcript is spliced from 2 exons. Gene Ontology annotation, molecular function: chromatin binding.
UGAAUUGUGAAUUUGAAUAUAAAAUAACUUCAAUAAUAUUGUGAGGUCUUUUUGACUGCGUUUUUUUAAGUUUUUUGUUUAAAUAAUUAGUUUAAUCAUUGCAGCCGAAAACGUUUCAAUUAGUUGUUGAGCUUUCGUCGAGUAAUUAGCGCUCCUAGUGAUUUACUCAAGUACAUAUCAAUACUUUUUAAUCAAGUGAUAAGCAGAGUCCUGACACCUUAACGAAUCCGUCUUGUUAAGAAAUUAAUUCUAAAAAUGAGCCCUGAAAAAAAAGCAUGGAUUAAACCAUUUUUUCAAGAUAAGGUUUCAUCAAUACCUAAACCUACAGUAAAUAAGCAACCUAAACCCAUAAAAAAUGUUAAAAGACAGCAUUCACAAAGCAAUUGUGUUAAAUCAAGCUGGUGUGAUAAAUAUGCUCCUCAAAAUGUAUCUAACUUGGCAGUUCACUCUGGUAAAAUAAAAGAAAUAAAACAGUGGUUUGGUAGCCUGAAAAAUUGUAGAUCAAACAAAUUCCUUCUUGUAACUGGACCUUCAGGUUGUGCCAAAGCAACUACAAUUCGUUUAGUAGGCAAAGAAUGUGGAUUUAUGUGUGUGGAAUGGGUAACACCUAUAACAAUUGACUCUAUUUACGAUCAAUGUAGUGAAAACUUUUAUUAUGAAAGUGUACAAGAUAAAUUUCAAGAUUUUAUAUGGGGUGCCACUAGAUAUAAAAGUCUUAAUUGUAACAGUUCUAAUGGUCAGUUUUUAUUAAUCAAAGAUUUACCAAACAUAUUCUUAGAUAAACCAGAUGAAUUUCAAGAUAUUAUGACAAGGUUUAACACAGUGUCGUCAUUUCCUAUAGUUUUUAUUAUUAACAAUGAAAAAAUUAUAAGAGAUUUGUUUCCUAAUGAAAUAUUUGAGAAACUUCAAGUGAAGCAAAUAAAAUUUAAUCUUGUUACAAGAAAAUCAGUAUUAUCUGUUCUUGAACAAAUAGUUAAGGCUGAAAAACAAAAAAAUUCUCUCAUAAGAUUACCAAGUACUUCUGAAAUGAAUAACUUAUAUGAUGAAACUAAUGGUGAUUUAAGGUCCUCAAUCAUAAAUUUAAGCUUUCUUUGUAUGAAUAUCCAAAAUAAAAUUACUAAAACUUCUCUUAAGUCUAAAGAUGAAAACCUUGAUUUAUUUCAUUCAGUUGGUAGGGUCAUAUACCCUAAAAAAGAAAUAGUAAAGUCUCCUCUCCAGUUUAAGUUUACAUAUAAUCCAGAUUAUAUUGCUGAAAAUUUUGCAAUGCAACCAAAUACUGUUUUAGGUUUUCUCCAAGAAAACUAUUUAUCUCGUUUUUCAAAUUUAAAUGAUGUGUGUGAAGGAGCAGAUGCGAUAAGUGUUGCUGAUGUUAUUAUGAAUUCAAGUUUCAAAUUUGGUGUAUCUAUUUAUGAAAUUAGUCUAUCUUCACUAUCAGUAGCAGUUCGUGGACUUAUGCUAGCUAAUAAAAAUCCUAUUAAAACAUUUAGAGCUAUUAUUAAGCCUAAACAUUUUCAAUAUAAUAACGAUGUACAAAUUUAUAGGGAUGUAAGAGAGUGGUAUCAUGAUUCACAUGAAUCACCCAAAGAUAUAUUGUUAGAUAUCAUGCCAUUUGUAAAAGCACUAGGAACUAACCAACAAAAAGAUAUUGCUCUUGAAAGGUGGAACUUCAAAAAACAUUUUUGAUGUCCAUAAAUAUUUACAAUGAUUAAAAAAAAAAAUCACAUUUGAUUUGUUAUUAUUGUUAAAUUUAAAUAAUUGUUUACAAAUUUUCUAUCAAAAUAUAAAUAGUUUAUUAUACUACUAUGAA